AUGCCUACAACAUCCACACAUAGGCAACGGGAAGUUGCCCCUGUUGCUGAGGAUGAUUUUGUGCUUACUAAAGAUGUACAUGCACAUGCUGAAGAAGCUAUUGAUGAUGCUGAGGGAUUUCCAGGUGGGCCGCGUGACCUAUCAGUGUUGACUGACUAUGGUGACCAUGUUGCAGUCAUCGUAUGGAAUGAUGAGUUAUCCUCCCAUGGAAGGAAGGUUCUGAAAUUUGGGAGGCCUGCUCCAGAAAUUGAAGGGCUAGUCGCUAUCACAGGAUUAAGUCCUUUGAUCGCAUGUUCAGUAGACACUGGCGAUCGAGGACUUAUAUCCACUUUUGUCGAGAGGUGGCAUAAGGAAACUAGCAGUUUUCAUCUUCCUGUUGGAGAGCUGACCAUCACCCUAGAUGAUGUGGUGUCUCUGCUUCAUCUUCCAAUUAUUGGCGCAUUCCACAGUUUUGAGCCCCUGCAUGUCGACGAAGCGGUCUUGAUGUUGGUGGAGUUACUUGAAGUCUCUAGAGAGGAAGCUAGAGCUGAGACAACAUAA
Messenger RNA from Glycine soja, 540 nucleotides. Its product is annotated as protein MAIN-LIKE 1-like. The transcript is spliced from 2 exons. The record is from RefSeq and is a predicted model, not a curated record. Lineage: Eukaryota; Viridiplantae; Streptophyta; Magnoliopsida; Fabales; Fabaceae. The coding region runs from base 1 to 540 and encodes 179 amino acids.